AGGUAAAAAGGCCCUGAAAUUGUAGAGGAAUCGAUCGUGAAACGUCGCGAGUCAAACGCUCGAUUGCUCGACAGUCGAUUAUUCAACCGUAACCGAAUUCAAUAUGACUGCGAUGUAACAUCUGACGGAUUUUCGUCUCUCGUUUACAGGGGAGACGUGUCUCGCGUCCCGGGUUAUUUACCUUGUCGUCGAUAUUUCCCAUCCUUCCAGCGAGGAGUUAACCAAAUCUUUUACACACCGGCCAAUGGAUUGCGUUGGCGAGGAUGUUCUUGCAAAGGCAGACUUAUUUUUCCCGGUUGAUCAAAUCCUAUCCGAUUCUGAAGCUCGUCGAUGUGUACGACCGUCAGUCGUUCAUACGGGCUUACGUGUUGGACAACGUGUAUAUCUGCGUGCUGAUGCACAUACUUUUCUACGUGGCUCUGUGGUACGCCACCACGGUGAUUAAGAAAAUGGAAAAGUCGAACAAGGAGAUGUUAAAGAUUAUGGAGCAGAAUAGAACGAAAUUGGACGACAUAGGGGCGUUGAAGGAUAAGAAAACAGAGUACGACAAGGUCGUGGUUAAAGUGAAAGAAACGCAAAAAUUAACAUCGAACGAGCUGGAAGACGAAAUGCGAAGACUGAGCUCCGAGUUGAUCAACGCCGCGGACAAGCUGUCGGAGUUGGAGAAGAUCGUGGAGAAAUUGAUUUUCAGUACAAGUCCAGCGGGAAAUCGUGCGAGAGUUCUGCGGGCGACGUCGCUGACCGAGAAAACGAGCACCCGGGCACGACUCUUACGGGCUCGCUCGAGAAUCUCAAGAUACUCGAACCGUCAUUUCCACCGCCCUUGCCUCCGGAACCUCCGCCCAGGAAAUAUGGGAUCUUUGUCACUCGACCUCCUGGCCAACGUCGUCCAACUCCCGCAGUUGCAGCUGCAUCUACACCGCCAAAAAUCGGAUUCAAGUAACUACGCCUCUGUCGAGGCUUCCUCGGAAUCAGCGAUUUAUCAACGUUGAGUAUUUUUAUUUUUCCGUUUUUUUCGCUUCUCUGAUUUUUUUUUGUUCUUUUCUUCGACUAUAUAUUUUUCUGUUAAGAAUUUCUCCAAAUUGCUAGAAUUUUAAAUGAGGAGAAUUUUUAUAAAGGAGAAGAAGAGGAAUAUAUAAUGUAAUAAAAUGUUUCUACACAAUUUUUAUUAAAUAGAAGUUAUUUUUCGUGUGAUGUUUUGCAUUUAUCGUUGAAUUGAUUCGACGAGGAUAGAUGCCUGCGAUAAAUGUUAAUUAAUUUAUCCUCUGGUUUUGUGAGGAGAGAGUAAUGUGUUUCUAAUCCGCUUUCUCCUUUCUCUGUCAGCAAUUGGACGAGUAAUUGAAACGUUAACUAGAUGUAUAAUUGAAGCUAUUCAUUCAACUUUCUGAAACACAGGAAUUAAUAAGUGGAAGUUAGAGGUUAUGCGCUCCAGAAAAUCAUAACAACUCGCUUGAACGCUCCUUUCGGGCGCAACUUUCCAAUUAAUAAAAGUCGAGUUUGAUCGUUUGAUUUCCAGAACGGAAAAAUUGAUCUGGAGUGGUGGAGAUCGCCGACACAACGACAGAAGAAGAAAACGAUACGAGAAAUUCUGGAACAACGCUACUUCGUCACGGUUGAAUGUGAAGAAAUUGAACACUGGAACUCUGAAAAACGUGACACCCCUUACUAAAUCCUUGUUGGGCCUCGUCACUAUUUUCACGAAAGAGAAAUAUUAAAUUUCUGUGUCAGAACGUCAAAUUUGUGUCAAAUUCGUACUU
Molecule: messenger RNA, 1757 nt
Organism: Apis florea (little honeybee)
Lineage: Eukaryota; Metazoa; Arthropoda; Insecta; Hymenoptera; Apidae
Source: RefSeq, a predicted model, not a curated record